Molecule: messenger RNA, 1807 nt
Organism: Laccaria bicolor S238N-H82
Lineage: Eukaryota; Fungi; Basidiomycota; Agaricomycetes; Agaricales; Hydnangiaceae
Product: nucleosome assembly protein
Exons: 5
Coding region: 3-1277 (424 amino acids)
Biological process (GO): nucleosome assembly
Cellular component (GO): chromatin; nucleus
Molecular function (GO): chromatin binding; histone binding
Source: RefSeq, a predicted model, not a curated record
CAAUGUCGUCCAACCUCAAUAUUACCGGCUCGAACAUCACGGCGCCGACGCCCCAAAAUACGCCCUUGAACCAGGCACCUAUCGCCCUGGGACUUUCAAGACCAACGGUCCCAGACAUCACUGAAGAUAACGAGCAAGAUGAGGGCGAUGGGGCAGACGUUGAUCUCGGCGCUGUGCAGACCCAGAUGCUCGGCAUGGUCCACGGAAGGCUCGCUGAACUUGUUGGCAAGAGCUCCGGGUACAUCGAGAGUCUUCCUGUCGAAGUAAAGCUCAACAUCGAGGGGCUCAAGGGUAUCCAGGUCAAGCAAAACGAGCUGCAGAACCAGUAUAAGCGCGAGUGUCUCGAACUCGAGAAGAAGUACCUUGGCCUCCAAAAACCUUUGUAUGAACGCCGACAUGCGAUCAUCUCUGGUACCGCUCAACCCACAAGGGAGGAGCUCGAUUCGGGCGAGCAAUACUCCAUCAAAGAGGAUGAAGAGUAUACCCCCUUGCCGAAAGACGUCGCCCCCUCCGCUGAGGGCAUUCCUCACUUCUGGCUCACCGCACUCCGAAAUCAUAUCGCCCUCUCCGAGCUGAUCACAGAUCGCGAUGUGGAAGCCCUCAAGCACCUUGUCGAUGUUCAGCUCGCAUAUCUCGACGACAAGGCAGGCAAGCCAGGCUUCAAGAUCCUCUUUAUCUUCAGUGCCAACGACUUCUUCGAGAACGACGUCCUCGAGAAAACUUAUCUCUACCAAGAAGAGGUCGGAUAUUCUGGUGAUUUCGUCUACGAUCGUGCCAUCGGUUCCGAGAUCAGGUGGAAAGAGGAUAAAGAUCUCACAAAAGAGUUUGAGAUCAAGAAGCAGCGGAACAAGAACACCAACCGCACGCGUCUCGUCCGCAAGGCCAAGCCUACAGAGUCCUUCUUCAACUUCUUCACUCCUCCCAUCCCGCCAUCCGAAGAGGCUAUCGAGAAUGGUGACUUUGAGGAUGAGGAGCUGGAAGAGAUCGAGGAGAAACUCGAGGUAGACUACCAGAUCGGCGAGGACAUCAAGGAGAAGAUCAUUCCCCGAGCAAUCGAUUUCUUUACCGGCAAAGCGCUAGAAUACGAAGGCCUCGACGAUGACGAUGAUGAUGCGUUUGAAGAUUUGGAUGACGAUGAUGAUGAAGGGCAGUUUGAUGAAGAUGAUUCGGAAUCGGACAACGAUGUCCCUGUUCGUCGCCGCGGCCCACCAAAAGGCCGCGGAGGCGCCCCUGCAAACGCGUCGAAUGUUAACCCGGAAGAGUGCAAGCAGCAGUAAGCUCACUGCUGACGCCGGCCCAUUGCUUCCUCCACCGACGCACACAUAAGUGCUCAACAUUAUCCCGCCCAUUUGUUCAAUCCGUUUUGCCUUGCCCCACUAUCACCUGCUUCCCAUCUUGUUCAACCAUGCUUCUCACCCUGGCAAUUCGCUCUCAUGGCGACUCUCCAAACUAUCAUCCAUCACCCACCUAAUCCCUGAAACCAAACACCGCCUUCCUUCAAUUUAUGCACGCCCCUCCACCGUCAUUCAUUGCUUUUCUGUUUCCGUUGCUUUCCACUCGCCUAAAUCUCAGUCCUUUCCAAACAUUCUUACUUACGCCGCUGCCCCCUCAUGUCAGAGUCAUAUAUAUACACUACCAUACGUAUUACCUGAAGCUCCGCCGUCCGAAACUCCCUCUUGUAUUUUCUAUCUCUUCCUUCAAAUCUUUCUUUUGGGAAAGGGCGUGGGUUUGAAAUAUCUUGUGAAUGUCUUCGUCGACCCGCAACGUGUUGUAAAUUAUAUAAUAGUAGCGUUAUACGAUGGGAUGC